This is a messenger RNA of Aspergillus nomiae NRRL 13137, 9157 nucleotides long. RefSeq names its product putative translational activator. Bases 1 to 8580 code for a protein of 2859 amino acids. Gene Ontology annotation, biological process: cellular response to amino acid starvation; translation; regulation of translation. NCBI's taxonomy places the organism in Eukaryota, Fungi, Ascomycota, Eurotiomycetes, Eurotiales, Aspergillaceae. Gene Ontology annotation, cellular component: cytosol; cytosolic large ribosomal subunit; ribosome. The transcript has 12 exons. The record is from RefSeq and is a predicted model, not a curated record. Gene Ontology annotation, molecular function: protein kinase regulator activity; structural constituent of ribosome.
AUGGACGACUUUCCAUGGGAUCAGGUAAAAUCUGGAGACCUGGAGAGCCUGUUGGUCGUUCUCUUUUCGAGUUCGACAUCUCGCAGAAUUCGUGCUCUCCAGGAACUCCGCGAGAGAAUCGGGUCAGAUCUCCCACAACAAGCCCGUGAGCCUCUCCUUGGGCUUCUCUUCAAGACCUAUCCUCGUUAUGUCGACCGCCCCUCCCGUCAAGCCGUCCAGCAGUGUCUCCGCUCGCUUCUCAAGUCCCCGGUCCCGACCGACGACCUAAAAUAUCUCACACAGAAGCUGCAAGCUGAGGCGUCCAAACUUACAUUGUCAUCUGCCUCUGCGCUCGUGCUGCUGGAAUGGUGCUCGGUUAUCUUACAGGCUCUAAGCAAUGAUCCUGAAACACCGCUUUCGGCUAUAUUAGACAUUAUCGCGGCGGAUGCGAAGGUACUUGAGACUUGUUUGGCCUCUAACCCCAAGCUUCCAUUGAAGCAGUCGGCCCUUAGAGUCACGAGACGUGCGCUGCGAGCCGUUUUCUCGUCGGGAACUUGUGGCGAGGAUGCCGUCCGUCAGUCUACUCGUCGAUUGACAAGCGAUUCUACUUCGGGACAGAGGAAUGCCCCCUUCCUGGGAGUCAUCUCCGGCGUGUGCGCCCGCCUUCCGGCCAAGAAACCUGUCUUAGAAGAAGAAAAGAAGUUGAUUAUCAAUUUCUAUGUCAAAGAAUUAAUCGGGUCGAAAACCGCACCACCAGCUCACAUCGCAGAUGCUCUGUCCGACUUCUUCGUCUCUUUCGUUUCCUACGAGGAUGUGACAUCCGAAAUAAUACCCCCUCUCGAAAAAGCCAUUUUGCGUUCCCCGGAGGUGGUUCUCGGCGGACUGGUACCUUCAUUAUGCUCGUCGCUACCCGAACAGAUGGACUUAUCAGAGAUUCUGCAUUCAAAGCUGUUGAAGCACCUCCUUUCCAGUAUGAAGUCAAACAAUGCAGCCAUAAGACAGGGUGCUGUUCAGUCGUUCGAGUCAUUGCUCUCAAGAUCGAAAACUGAGAGCGUGCUUCUUAAAGUCACAACUGAAGUUGUUGGUCCCUUGAAGACUCAGAAAAUUACAAACCCCGAGCAGCGCGCCGUGUAUGCUCAGGCACUCUCAGCUACUCUGCCUUCCGCUGAUAUUUCGAAGGAGGUGGUUCAGGGAUUUGUUCCUGUGUUUACACGAGAAUCUAACGAAGCUGCGCUGGAACAGAUAAUAAAAGCAUUCUGCAAACAUCUAGCAUUUCUCGUCCAACACAAGAUAAAGGUCAACGAUGAUGUUAUAAACACCAUCGUGAAGGGAUCUGCAGAGAAAAGAAUUCCAUUCCGAAAGCUUUGGCAGCUCAAUGUGGGAGAAUUGCUCUGGAACACCGAUUCAGCGACACUAGUUAGUCCUGAAGUUGAGCCGUUCGUGACCAAGUUCAUGAGUAAAAUGAAGGAUCUGUUCAACGAAGUGGCUUCUAACCCCUUGCCGUCGGCCCAGAAUGGCUCGUUAUCGACGGCCUACAUCUUCCUUGCACUUGCUGAGCGGUUAUCUUCAGUACAGGGCUUCGAUAAGGCCACGUGGGAAGAAUUGGCGGUCCAAAUGAUGGCUCUUAGCCCUAAGCCAUCUCUACUUCUCAACCCAAAAGCUUAUUCAAAGUUGGCCACCCAAGGAGAGGUCGAAUGGGUUACAAGGACGCUUGCAGCUGUUUCGUCCGGAUCUAAGUUUGAGAGUGCAGAAGACGCAGCCAAGAUUGCCUGGGGCCAGGCGUUUAUCUAUGCCAUCACCAUGCCUGGGCUUCAUUCAAACUUCCGAGAGCGUUCCGCUAGCAUCCUGUCAGAAGUUCAUCUUAAACGAGUAGGCUUUAUCGGUCGCAUCGUGGUAGAUUCUCUGUGGGGCUGGAUACUUUCUUUGAGGACUUCUGAUAAAGAAUCUGCGCCAGUCUCUGCAGGAUCAGAAAGCCUGAAGUUCCUUCAUUUGGUUACGAAAGCUAUUUGUUCACCUGUAUCAAGUCUUCCAGAACUAGAGAAAGCCUCUUCAGAAAUGAAGAACCAGCUUAUUGAGCUCCUCGUUAUUGGCCGUCCUGAGAUGAUCCCGAAUGCCUCAUGGAUUACGCUAUGUCUGCGAUCUGGCAUCGAUCCUGGCAACCUCGUCCGUGAAUUCCCCGAUGAGUCUAUGAAUCAAUUGACACGGGUGCAUGAUGACCCAGUUCAAUCCAGGGUUCCUCAAGUCGACGAUGCUAUCUGGAGCGCAGCCGGCGAGUUGGCUUUCGUAGCGCCUGAUACUAUGGUUUCCCGGCUUGUGGCUCAGAUCAAGGACGAUUUGGAUGUUUCGCGUGUGUCCAAGUUCACUCCAACCGACGUUGCCAUUGCUCGGACCCCCGAAGGAACCAUGUUUGUUGAUGUCCUCAGCACCAAGUCGAAGCCUGCUUUCGACAAGAACACUAAAGACUAUGGCAUUCUCAAGUGGGAAGAGGAGUUACGGGCACAACUGGCGGAGAAAAAGGGCCAGAAACAGAAGAAACUGACUGCGGAUGAGCAAUCUAAAGUCAAAGCCCAACUUGCGAAAGAGUCCAAGAUUCGUGAAGAAGUUCUGCGGGCAGCUAAAACGAUUGAAAGAGGCGCUGGGAUCAUGCAGGGUCUUGCAAGCGGUCCGGCAAUUGAGGCGGAUGGUUGGAUUAAUACCGCAGUGGGAUCUUUGCUGUCCCUCGUGAAGGCUGGUGCAGGCUUACUUGCAGGUGAUGUUGUGUCUAGGGCCUAUAUCAAGUGUGCGGAGAAGGUAUCUUCACGUCUGGGCCCAUUGCGAUCUUCCGUGGGCAUUGCGACUCUGCGGGCACUUGGCAGGAGCCAACUUUCCCCCGACAUGGAUGCAGAGCCCCUCGGUCAACUUGUGACAAGAAUUCUUUAUCGUCUGCGGUUUGCAUCUGAACAACGUCCCUUUGACGUCACGUCUCUGGCAUACAUCCUUCCACUUGUUCUGCUUGUUCUGAGUGGAAACGGAAUUGAUGAGCAAAAGGGAGAGGAGGAAGGUGAACAAGUACUGCUUGCACUUGAGUUCCUGUCCUUCCAUUCAGGGUCAUUUACCGACGAACGUCUCCCUCGUGCUGAAGUUUUAGAUCACUUGCUCACAUCAAUGCAAAAGUACACUCAGCAUUAUAAAUUGGUUAAGGAUACUCUGUUCGAUUUCUGCAGGUGUAUCUCACCUACCAUCAGCAAUGCUGAACUGGACGUUCUUCUGCAGGGUGCCAUCGUCUCAGAUGCAUCUGUUCGCACGGCUGUACUGCAGGCCAUCGAUGCCGAGAUUGACCUGACCGACCUAGACUUCUCUGAACACAUUUGGCUAGAAUAUCAUGACCACGUGGAAGAAAACGCCGAAAUAGCCGAGACAAUCUGGGAUGAUAAUGCACUGGAAGUCGAUGACUCUUCCUACGGUAAAAUUAUCCCUUAUCUUGCCUCCAAGGACUCCCAGCUCCGCGGUGCCGCUGCUCGUGCGUUAGCACAUGCCCUUGAGUCCAAUCCAACCAAGUUUGAUGAAAUAUUUUCGGAAUUGCAAUCGAAAUACGAAAGCGAGGCCAAGCCUAAGGAGCCAGAAAAGGAUAUAUAUGGGAUGCCGAAGAAGAUGGACAUGGCCGAUCACUGGGAAUUCCGCAGCGGUAUUGCCCUCGCUUUUACUGCCAUGACGAACGGGUUUGAGGGCGAGCAGAUAGUGUCUUUCCUUAGAUUCUUGAUCGAACGAGGGCCUCUGAUUGACCGAAGCCCCGUGGUCAGAGCACAGAUGGCUGAGAGCGGCAGAUCUGUCAUCGCCGAGCGUGGCCAGCACAAGGUUGAAGAGCUGAUGAAUAUCUUAGAAACGACUCUGGAAACAUCAGAUAAGGGAAGUGAGACCUCUGACCUUCUCAACGAGGCGGUGGUUGUUCUUUAUGGCUCUCUGGCCCGGCAUCUUAAAGCAGACGAUCCGCGUUUGCAAACUGUUAUCAAGAGGCUGCUUGCUACCCUCCCAACUCCUUCUGAAUCUGUUCAAUCCGCUGUUUCUGGUUGUCUACCGCCUCUGAUUAGACUGUCGGGCUCUCAAAGUGCUGGCUACGUGCAAGAGAUGCUGGACCAGCUUUUGCAGUCUAAGAAGUAUGCCACUCAACGUGGAGCAGCUUACGGGCUUGCUGGUAUUGUCAGUGGAAGGGGUGUCUUAUCUUUGCGAGAGUUCCAGAUCAUGGCCCAUCUUCGCGCGGCCACUGAAAACAAGAAGGAACCACAUCAGAGACAAGGUGCUUUAUUGGCCUACGAACUGUUUGCGACAAUCCUGGGCCGCACUUUUGAACCAUAUGUUAUUCAGAUUGUUCCGCAGCUUCUGGCUAGCUUUGGUGAUCCCAAUGCUGAUGUUCGUGACGCUUGUCUUGAUGCGGCAAAGGCUUGCUUUUCCAACCUCAGUUCUUAUGGCGUCAAGAAAAUCCUUCCUACCCUUCUUGACGGUCUUGAUGAUACCCAAUGGCGUAGUCAAAAGGGUGCUUGUGACCUGCUGGGUGCGAUGGCCUACCUUGAUCCACAGCAACUAGCAGCAAGCCUGCCUGAUAUUAUUCCUCCCCUCACGGUUGUCCUGAAUGAUACCCACAAGGAAGUGCGUAAUGCUGCAAACCGGAGUCUCCAACGUUUCGGUGAGGUCAUCAGUAACCCAGAGAUCAAGAGCUUGGUUAGCGUGCUUCUGAAGGCUCUGAGCGAUCCAACGAAGUAUACGGACGAGGCUUUGGACUCUCUCAUCAAGGUUUCUUUCGUCCAUUACCUGGAUGCUCCUUCCCUAGCGCUUGUUGUUCGUAUUUUGGAGCGUGGUCUUGGCGACAGAUCGAAUACAAAGCGGAAGUCUGCGCAAAUUAUUGGCAGUUUGGCCCACCUUACCGAGCGCAAAGAUCUCACCUCGCACUUGCCAAUCAUUGUCUCUGGACUGCAACUGGCUAUCAUCGAUCCUGUACCCACCACUCGUGCUACUGCGUCUAAGGCACUUGGAUCACUUAUUGAGAAACUUGGAGAAGAUGCCCUUCCCGACCUCAUUCCUAACCUCAUGGCUACUCUCAAAUCCGACACCGGUGCCGGUGAUAGACUGGGAUCUGCUCAAGCCCUUUCCGAGGUCCUGGCAGGAUUAGGUACUACGAGACUCGAGGAGACGCUGCCUACUAUACUACAGAACGUCUCCAGCUCCAAACCAGCUGUUCGUGAAGGUUUCAUGACUCUCUUUAUCUUCCUUCCAGCUUGUUUCGGUAACAGCUUUGCGACAUACCUGGGCAAGAUUAUUCCGCCUAUCCUCUCUGGUCUGGCAGAUGAUGUUGAGUCAAUCCGCGAGACCUCUCUUAAGGCGGGUCGUUUGCUAGUUAAGAAUUUCUCUUCCAAGGCUAUUGAUCUCCUUCUUCCAGAGCUCGAGCGCGGCCUUGCAGACGACAGUUACCGUAUCCGGUUGAGCUCAGUUGAGCUGGUCGGUGAUCUUCUCUUCAGCAUUACUGGUAUUACGGCCAAGGCUGAUGGCGAAGAAGAGGAGGAAGAAGCUCACCAGGCCGGACAGUCCUUACUGGAGAGCGCAGCAAUGGGUGUCUGGAAGGCGCUUGUUGCGUCUCCGAAAACACUUAAGGAUAUGGUGCCUACUCUAUCCCAGCUUAUUAUUCGUCGUCUUGGAUCCUCGAACAUGGAGCAGAAGGUCAUUGCCAGUAAUGCACUUGGAGAUCUUAUUAAGAAGGCCGGAGAAACUGUUCUCUCGAGUCUGCUUCCUUCCCUUGAGGAAGGGCUUCAAACAUCGCCAGAUGUGGACGUUAAGCAAGGCAUUUGCAUUGCCUUGCGGGAACUCAUUACUUCCGCAACUCCUGAAGCCCUCGAGGAUCACGAGAAGGUCCUUAUCUCUACCGUUCGGGUGGCUCUUGUUGACAACGAUGAGGAUGUGCGUGAAGCUGCUGCAGAAGCUUUCGACGCCUUGCAGCAAAUCCUGGGCAAGAAGGCUGUGGACCAAGUUCUGCCCCAUCUUCUGCUGCUGUUGAGGAAUGAUGAAGAUGCUGAGCAAGCGCUAUCGGCCCUUUUGACUCUUCUUACUGAACAAACACGGGCCAACAUUAUCCUUCCCAACCUUAUUCCGACAUUGCUCACCUCUCCUAUUUCUGCUUUCAACGCCAAGGCACUUGCUUCUCUUGCUGAGGUGGCAGGCUCUGCGAUGACACGCAGACUCCCCACAAUCCUGAACGCCCUGAUGGACAACAUCAUAUCAUCUACAGACGAUGCUCUCCGCGACGAGCUGUGCAACGCAUUCGAUACCGUCUUGGUAUCCGUAGAUGAAUUCGAUGGCUUAAACGCUGUUAUCAAUGUCAUGCUGUCGCUGAUGAAGCAUGAUGACCAUUUACGCCGUGCUCAGGCGGCCAUUCACCUGAACAAGUUCUUCUCGGAUGCUACGAUCGACUACUCUAGAUAUCACCAAGACUUGAUUCGCGUCUUGCUGAUUUCCUUCGAUGACAACGAUAAGGGUGUGGUCAAGGCUGCAUGGACGGCGCUGAGUGGCCUAACAUCCCACAUGCGUAAAGAGGAAAUGGAGGUGUUGGCCAUCCCCACUCGCCAGGUGCUGCGGGGAGUGGGUGUGCCUGGAGCCAAUCUUCCUGGUUUCAGCUUGCCAAAGGGCAUCACCGCUAUCCUGCCGAUCUUCCUGCAGGCUCUUCUCAACGGCAGUGUUGAGCAGCGUACCCAGGCGGCUCUUGCCAUUGGUGACAUCAUUGAUCGUACUGCAGCAGAUUCCUUGAAACUCUUCGUGACGCAGAUCACCGGUCCUCUCAUUCGAGUGGUAUCUGAGCGAUCAGUAGAUAUUAAGUGCGCUAUCUUCUAUACUCUCAACAAGCUUUUGGCGAAGAUCCCUCUUGCUGUCAAGCCAUUCCUGCCACAACUUCAACGGACGUUUGCUAGAGGUUUGGCAGACACGACCAGCGAAACUUUGCGUAACAGGGCUGCCAAGGGUCUUGGAAUUCUGAUCACGUUGACGCCAAGAGUUGAUCCCCUUAUUGCCGAGCUUAUUACGGGAACUAAGACCGCCGAUGUUGGCGUCAGAAAUGCCAUGAUGAAGGCCCUCCAAGAGGUGGUUGGCAAGGCCGGUGCUAACAUGAACGAGGCUUCCAAGAAUUCUAUUCUUGCGCUCAUUGAUGACGACGCUAGCGAUCAAACGGAUUCUGUGGCCAUUACGAAUGCCAAGUUGCUUGGUGCGCUGGUGAAGGUUCUCCCUCCAGCCACUGCCACCCCUCUUAUCAAGAACCGCGUGCUUACGACACACCCGACGCAUGCAUCAAUCUUGGGGCUCAACGCCUUGCUUGUUGACUCUCCAGCAUCCUUGACGGAGAACUUCGCUGCCGAAACGAUCUCGGUUAUCAGUCAGGGCGUGACAAAUAAGGAUACCUUCAUUGCCGACAACAGUGUUCUGGCGGCUGGAAAAUACCUUCUGAUCGACGACGAGCAUCGCAAUUUCGAGAAUAACAAGGCUAUCUUCGAAGCCUUGGCACCGUGCAUUCAGCCAGGCGCACCCUCCGACACACGUCGUUUGGCGCUAGUUGUGAUGCGGACGGUCAGCCGUCUUCAUCCAGAGUUGACCCGGCCCCAUCUGGCUCUGCUUGCGCCACCAAUCUUCGCCGGCGUUCGCGACAUGGUUAUUCCCGUGAAGCUGGCGGCCGAGGCUGCCUUCUUGGCGAUCUUCUCGGUCGUGGAGUCAGAGAGUGCUGUGUUUGAUAAGUAUAUGGCUGGGCCGGGAGCAGAGCUUGCUCCAGGACCAAAGCGGAGUAUGUCGGACUACUUCAAACGAAUUGCGCUACGUCUGGCUAGUCAAUCUCGGGAACGCAAGGAAGCUGAGGGUGGACAAGGCGGCCUGGGUCUCUCCAACGACGAGGUGGAGGAUGAGAAGGAGUUGUGGAGUGUCGGAAAGCCGGCGUAUCUUCAAACUCCUCACUUCUGGAUUCUCACCCGUCGACGAGUGCAACGAACAUCAUCCGCCAACGACCGUCGAUACGCCGACAUCAAGAUGGUCAACCUUCGCACCCAGAAGCGCCUCGCCGCCUCCGUGGUGGGCUGCGGCAAGCGCAAGAUUUGGCUCGACCCCAAUGAGAUGAAUGAGAUCUCCAACGCCAACUCCCGCCAGACCAUCCGUAAGCUCGUCAGCGAUGGCCUCAUCAUCCGCAAGCCCGUCACCAUGCACUCCCGCGUCCGUGCCCGUGAGCUCAACGCCGCCCGCAGAAUCGGCAGAAACCGCGGUCUGGGUAAGCGUAAGGGUACCAAGGAGGCCCGUAUGCCCAGCCAGAUUCUCUGGAUGCGCCGCAUGCGUGUUCUCCGUCGCCUGCUCGUCCGCUACCGUGCUGCUGGCAAGAUCGACAAGCACCUUUACCACGAGCUCUACCACCUGAGCAAGGGUAACACCUUCAAGCACAAGCGCGCUCUCGUUGAGCACAUCCAAAAGGCCAAGGCUGAGCGUCACCGUGAGCGUGUCCUCAAGGAGGAGAUGGAUGCCAAGCGUGCCAAGAACAAGGCUCUCCGUGAGAGGCGCCAGGAGCGUAUCGAGGCCAAGCGCAACGCUCUGAUCGGCGAGGCUCAGGAGUAAAUUCCCUUCCGUUGACAACGUGUUUUGGCGGUGCGGAGGUUGAACUGGGAGGAGAAAUCAAGAGACUGGGUCAGCCUACAGGAAAAGUCUAGGUCGACCAUUUCUGUUUUCUCUCAAUGGCUUUGAUUUCAUCCGGGACGGUUUUUGGUACAAGGGUGAUCCUGGAACGGGGGCUUGGGGAAACAGAAGGAAAUGAAUGCAUCUCUUUUCUUCCAUGGGCCGUCUGAAAAGAGAACCAGGGAAAAGAAUGAAAAAUACCAUUUGAUUAAAGCAAAAACAAUGGCAUGGCGCUUUGUGUGAUACGAAUACUCCGAUUUUUUCAUCUGCAUUCUACCUCAACUGCUCUUCAAUCCUCCCAAAACGCCCGGAUGCUCAAACUUCCUCAACCACCCUUUCUCUCGACCUCCCCGAACCAGGCUGUUUUCUACCGCAUCUAUCUUAUCUCCUAAUGUCGUAACGUUUUACUGAAUCUCACUCGAGGGUUAGGUCAUGUAAAUGUGAAUUGUGUUCAACAUGAGGUCAUAAUCGCUAUGUGAUGUACCUGUAGUUACACCGUCCGCGUGGGUACACGUCUACC